ACUGCUAUACGUAGCUUGGUUUUGUGAUCUUAUUCAAAAUGGUGAAUAUUUUAUAUAUUUUGUCGUUUUGCCAUUUGAUUUUAACGGUGUAUGGUGACCGCAAUAGUCCAUCUAUCGAAGAGAAUCAAAUCAAAAAUUUCACCAAAUUUCUGGAGAAUAGUCUAAAUAAAACAGUUUUGGAAUAUACGUUGAAAUCUUUAACAAAGCCUGGUGAUAAUUUUGGUGCUGUAUUACGAUCGGUUGUUGUAAAAGUAGCCGAUGAAGAAAAUGAUUCUGACGAAAAUGAUAUUUACAACGUUGUCAUGAAAACACCGGUGACCAAUCCCAUUUUGGCUAAAUUUUUCAAACCAGCAGUGACAUUUGUAAAUGAGGUUCGCUUUUAUACGGAUAUCAUUCCGGCUUUGGAACAGUUUGAAGAGAUUGCGAAUGUACCGCUGGAAGAGCGAUUGGACGCGUUAAUUCCAUGCCUUGGAUCGAGAUUUUCAUUAAACUCUAACGCAGAAUAUGCUGAUUCCGAUGCAAUUUUAUUGCUUGAAAAUAUUAAAUUUCAAAACUUCACCAACGUAGAUAAGCACAUCGGUUUCAAUACAAAUGAAACAUUGGCGAUUCUCAAAGUUUUGGCAAAAUAUCAUGCAUUGGGCAUUGCAAUUAGACGAUUGAAAUCAACAUUGUAUAAUACAAAAAUAGAUCCUUAUACAAAAUCACACAGCCUAUGGAAAGAAAACGACAAUGCAACAUACGAAUUAAUUUAUGGCGAGCUGAAACGUGUUCUUAAUCUCACUUCGGAAAUGAGUGAUGCAGUUGACAACAUGUAUGCAAUGCAUGAGAAAUAUAUGAAAGACUUUUCCAUUGCCAUUGACACACCGUAUACGACAGUUGUUCAUGGCGAUUUAUGGUUCAAUAAUAUUAUGAUCAGAAAAGAUACCAAAUCGAUCAAAGUGAAAAUUUAUGAUUUUCAAACGUAUUUUUAUGAAUCAUUUGUAUUUGAUUUGUCGUACUUUUUAUUCACAAGUGUUGGCAACAUUGAUUUGAAUGCGAAUUUCACGUUGUUCGUUGAUUAUUAUAUUUCGGAGUUUCAAAAAAUGAUGAACUUGCUAAAAUGUCCAAUGGACGAUUAUACUCAUGAAAAGAUGUGGCAUGAAUUUCGAGAAAGGGCAAAAUUCUCGUCAUUUUUCAUCAUUUUUCAUACGAAAGUAGCAAAUGCUAAUUAUGAUUUAAUGCCAUCACUUGAUAAGUUGGAUAAAGAUCCAUUGCGGUUAAGUACACCAGCUUCCAAAGCUGCCAUUGAUCAAUGGAAAUUCAUCAUUGAUGUGUUUAUGCGAAAUGGUCUUGUUUAAACAAUAUUCCGUGAAGCCAUCACCAACAAAAAUUAAUUUUAUCCAUUUAUGCAAUAAAUAUUAUGAACCGAUUUCUAAAACAUUGAACAUCAAAACAAUUCAAUAAAAAGUUUCAUUUGCAUCUGAAAA
Molecule: messenger RNA, 1466 nt
Organism: Contarinia nasturtii (swede midge)
Lineage: Eukaryota; Metazoa; Arthropoda; Insecta; Diptera; Cecidomyiidae
Exons: 7
Coding region: 39-1337 (432 amino acids)
Source: RefSeq, a predicted model, not a curated record